AUGUGGAACCGCGUUGUCGCCUCUCCGGCGCGCCUAUGCGCUCCGCGCUCAUCUACUGCAAUUUCCCAGCUUCGCCACCAUGUUGUUGUGCGUCGCAUACCUUCCAAAGAGACGAUUGCAGCACUGAAAGAGCGUCUCGGCGACCGCCUCUCGACUGCAGCGUCCGUUUUAGAGCAACACGGCACGGACGAGUCGUACCACGCUGUGGCUCCACCUGAUGCCGUCGCUUAUGUCCAAUCUACUGAAGAAGUAUCAGACGUUGUCAAGAUCUGUACUGCUGCCAAUAUACCCGUGAUUCCAUUCGGUGCUGGCUCUUCUCUUGAAGGCCAUAUCUCUGCUGUCCAAGGUGGGGUCUCUAUCGACCUCACGGGCAUGAACAACAUCCUGAACGUGGAGUUUGAGAACAUGAGCUGCAAGGUGCAGGCAGGGGUCACGCGUGAACAGCUGAAUGUCGAUCUACGAGCGACGGGUCUCAUGUUCCCGGUCGAUCCAGGUGCCAACGCUACAAUUGGAGGUAUGAUCUCCACCAAUGCAUCCGGAACGACUACAGUGCGGUAUGGCAACAUGAAGACGAACGUCAUGGCGCUGACGACUGUUAUGGCUGAUGGACGGAUCAUUAAGACGGGCUCUCGAACGCGCAAGUCGUCAGCUGGAUACGAUCUCACGCGUCUGUUCAUUGGCUCAGAGGGGACGCUGGGGAUCGUCACGGAGGCGGAGCUUCGUCUCUUUGGCAUUCCGGAAGCGGAGAAGACAAUGAUCUGUCAGUUCGACACGAUCCGGAAUGCUGUCGACAUGUGUGCAACUGUGAUGCAGAUGGGGAUUCCGGUAGCGCGAAUGGAGUUGAUGGACGAGAACGCUGUGGAGGCUAUCAACAAGUACUCGAAGCUGACAACUCCAGUGCGUCCAUCGCUUAUCGUGGAACACCAUGGCUCGCCCGGUGAGGUGGAAGAGCAGAGUGCGGUUGUGGUGGACAUUGCCAAUGACUUUGAUGCGAAGGACAUUGAGUUGGCGACUAGUACUGAAGAGCGCAAGAAGCUGUGGAGCGGCCGCCAUGCUGCUUGGUAUGCCACCAUAAGCCAAAUGCCUGGCAGCCGUGGUUUGUGUACCGAUGUCGCUGUCCCGUUCGGCAAGUUGACGGAUGUGAUUGUCGAGACGCAAGCGGAUUUGAAAGAGUCUGGAAUGUUUGGCGCGAUUGUCGGACACGUUGGCGACGGCAACUUCCACGUCAUGUUGCCUAUUCUGCAAGACGAUGCCGAGCUGAUGCGAAAGGUACACGAGUUCUCCGACCGUCUGGUGAACCGAGCGAUCAAGUAUGAGGGUACGUGCACGGGUGAGCACGGCAUCGGCAUUGGCAAGUUGGAUUAUCUAUUGAAGGAACACGGUGAGACCGUGGCAGUGAUGCACACGAUUAAGAAGGCGCUGGACCCUCAGAACAUCAUGAACCCGGGCAAGAUUUUUGCGGCGAUGGAGUCUACUCAGUAA
Peronospora matthiolae is the source of this 1482-nucleotide messenger RNA. The record is from the annotation of a GenBank genome assembly. Lineage: Eukaryota; Oomycota; Peronosporomycetes; Peronosporales; Peronosporaceae.